Molecule: messenger RNA, 5173 nt
Organism: Astyanax mexicanus (Mexican tetra)
Lineage: Eukaryota; Metazoa; Chordata; Actinopteri; Characiformes; Acestrorhamphidae
Product: FYVE, RhoGEF and PH domain-containing protein 5
Exons: 21
Coding region: 166-4287 (1373 amino acids)
Cellular component (GO): cytoplasm
Molecular function (GO): metal ion binding; guanyl-nucleotide exchange factor activity
Source: RefSeq, a predicted model, not a curated record
AGUCUCAGACUGUCCCCUGAUUGAGCUGGUGGUCUGUGCUGUAGUGCAGCGGUGUAGCAGAAAUACUUGAACAGACCGCUUAUUAAUAAUAAACUGUUCUAAACUGAACCGCAUACAUGUACGGAUUUUCUACAUUCUGAACCCUGGAGAAGACCAUGUGCCAAAAUGAGCGCAAAACUAGAAGAUCGCAGAUCCCGGAGCCAUGUUUGUCGUUCUAAUGAGCAGUUAGGUCCACUGGCUGGAAAGUGCUGUCAUCAUCAGGGAUGUAAACCAGAUACUGCCCCAAAACCAAGAUCAAACUCCAGACAGUUUCCUCACUUAAAUAAUUACUUGAAGAAAUACACUAAUCGAAACCUGACACCUGCUAACGUAGAGGCACACAAUUUGAAAAUCCACAGGAAGCAGGUAUUUGGACAUUUAAGACAUGAAAACGACUUAAAACAAAGGGAGGCGUCAAAACCAUGCAAAGACAUAGGACAUAAAGAACGGUCAAUGCAAUGGGAGGAGUUUACUGAAGUGGACAAGAAGGAGCACAGUGACCAAGGGGAGGAGUUGGGCUAUGGGGAGGAGCUGGCACAAGGCAUUGAGCUUGAUUGGGAGGUGGGUUUACAUCAUGGGGAAGGAUUUGACUCUGAGGAGGGUGAGGGGCCCCGGGAACUUCUUUCUGACUCCUGCAGUGACAGGGAUGAGGAAGUGCAAGGAGUGGCAAGACAGCUUCACAAAGUAGCGGAAAGAGAGGAAGGGUGGGAAGUGGUUGGGAAUGGUGAAACAGGGUCACCCCGGAGUCUGGUUGAUGUUCAUUUUGGCAUACAGUCAACACCUUAUACACUUUACAAAACAAUGAUGCAUGAAACAAAUAGAAACAAAAUUCAGGCUUCAUCUCUGAAGUUAAGAGACAAUUUGUAUACUGAUGAAAUUUUCAGUGCUAAAAUGCUGUCAAAUGGAUUGUAUUCAAAUCACCUUUACUCCAAUGGAAUCAACACAAAUGAGUUGUACCCAGAUGGAACUGACACAGUCGCCAUGUUUCCAGACAUGUGUGAUGCGGGUGAAGCUCUGGCUGAUGCCGAUGGGCUCUCAGAGUGUGAUCUUUUUGAGCAGACUGAAGCAUCUCAGACAUUGGAAGCGGAGGAGGUGGGUGAUCCUGGGGAUACGGUAAUGCUCUCUGUGGAAGAGGGUUCUGAGAAUUCAAGUGCAUCUAUAUCGAACUUUGGGGAAGAGGGGGGUGAGGAAGAAAACAGUUCUCUCUCACUGAGGAAUUCUUCUCAGGAUUUACAUUGCGAAACCUCUCAAGAUUCUUCACUGUCAGAUUCUACACUUUAUGCAAAGUCAGAGAGAGAAGCUGGAAUUCUCUCAGAAUCAUCUCAUCAGCCUUCAUCAUCCUUCUCUUCAUUCUGCUCAUCUCAGUCUGAAAUCACUUCAGAUGAAGCGGAAAGCAGUGAGACCCUUCACUUUCACUGGAGUGAAAUUGAACGUGCCACUCCGUCCAAUGAACCUCACUUUAAUACAACAUUUGAUCUUGACCUACCAUGUUUCUCUUCACCAAUACAGCCUGAAGACCAAAAAUCACACCAGACACAGUUUGAUGAACACGGAAAAGAAAUAUCAAAUGCCCAGGGGGAUCAGUUAAUAAUACCAACAGAGAACCCUAAGGUUCAGUCAGAAGAGCAUGUGUAUGAAGAAACCGAGCCAAAAUUCCAACCCAAAAGCUUCCUGCAGACUAGGAAGUAUUUAAUGACUCGGUCCAUCUCCAUGGAACCUCCCUCUAACAGACUGGAACCAAUGAACUCCACAGUAUCAGGAAAGGAACGCUUGAUGCUACACACACAGUCUUACUAUACAAGUCAUGAUUUUCUGGGAGAAAGCUUGCCAGCCCUCACUGGCUCCUUAGGAUGUCUCUCACCAGGAUGUCCCUGCCCCCCCAGUGAUCUAGGCAUGAAUAGCCAUGACAUACCACCCCCCUUCGAACUCUCUUCCAUCACAAAGCGGCCAAUUAGAAAAAGCACACCAGCUCUUCCAACCGAUGUGUCUGCUUCAUGCAGAAAACUGGACUUUGGCUUCAAACGCUACUUCUUGCCUUUACGGUUUCUGAGGAAAUCUGAAAGAAGGAGCUUGGCUGAUAACCGCUCCGUCUCCUCCAGAUCCUCAUCAGAAUCAAGUCCACAGGGUUCUUGCAAAAGGCUGAAUUUAAUCAGGCAAAACGUAGGCAGCCCUGAACUCCACAGAGUACAUGAUUCUUCCCUACCAUCAUCCCCAUCUUCCUUCCUUUAUCAGAAGAACAAGCAGAGGCAGGGCCUUAACACACUUCUCAACAGCAACGUGUUGUCUGGUAUUCCUAGUUCCUGGGACACUGAUGACUUUCUUCACUCCUCUUUUACUAAGCCCUUUCCCCUUUCAAAACCUCGUUCUUUUUCUUCGCCCAAUGUUGACUCGUCAGUGUACGAGAAUGUUUUAAGCCCAAGUCCACACUAUGAGAACUUGCAGCUACGCCUCUUAAAUCCCACCAGUCAGAGGCACCGGAAUCAGAGUUCUGCCAAUGAUAUCGAUGGUUACGUGGAUAUGAGCAGUCUGCCAGGCUUUCAGAGCAAGAGCCAGUCAUCAGAACAAGAGACAGAGAGUGCCUAUACUAUCUGCUCUCCUGCUGUGAGGUCAGAUGGAUCAGUGAGUGUAUCUGUAGGAGUGCCUUGUAUAAAAAAGGAGGAGAAGAAGGGAUCAGAAAUACUGACUGUCACUUGUUCUAGAGCAUUUUAUAGUGCAAAAGAGCUGCUGGACAGCGAGGCACAGCAUUUAAAGAAUUUGAAGCUUCUGACCGAGACUGUAGGUGGAGAUGAGACACUAGGAGAACUCUGGAGUGAUUUGCCUGCAAUUUACACACUCCACCAAGACCUCCACACCCAACUGGAAUCUCGGAUCAAAGAGUGGGAGCAGAAGGAGGGAAUUGCUGAUAUUAUCUUGGAUAAAAAAGCAGAGUUUUCAUUUUUUUCCUCCUUCAUCACUCACCAUGACAGCAGAAUGAAGUCUCUGGAGCAGAUGGAGAACACACAGUUGGACAUGACUUCUUUGAAGCAGCAGCUGCUGCAGGUGAUUGUGAGAGUCCUGCAGUACCGCAUGCUGCUAACAGAUUACAUGAAUAAUAUUUCACCAAACACAAGCGAGUACAAGGAUACUCAAGAUGCUUUGACAGUGGUCUCUGAUGUAGCUGACCUGACCAAUGAGAGCCUCAGCAAUGGAGUGGCUCUUCUGCGUCUGGUUCAUAUUGAGCACAAUGUUUUAGGCUUGAAGAACUUACUACAGCCUAACAGGGUUUUUGUGAAAGAAGGCACCUUAAUGAAGGUCAGCAGAAAGUCCAAACAGCCUCGUCACCUGUUCUUGAUGAGUGAUAUAAUGCUUUACACAUACCCCCAACAAGAUGGCAAAUACAGACUUAUCAACACUUUGACACUGACAGGAAUGGAGGUUACUAAACUGAUGAUAGAUAAUACUCAGCAUGCAUUAAAGAUUGAGUUAAAGGAUACGUGUAUCACUUUAUCAACAAGCUCUUCUAUAGAGAGGGAUGAUUGGUUUGUUACACUGAAUCGGACAAUAGCUGACCUCGGUUCAGUACUGGGGGAACCCACAGGCUGUUUAGAGUUUGGGGAAACUGUGGAGGCGUGUCUAGGAGAAAAUGCUCCGCCUCUGGUGUCUGUUUCUCAGGUGUCAGUAUGCAUGAACUGCCCUGUCCGCUUCAGCCUCACACACCGAAGGCACCACUGUCGAGCCUGUGGCAAGGUUGUAUGCAGAGACUGCUGCAGGAAUAAAGUCCCUCUAAAAUACCUGAAGAACAGACGAGCCAAAGUGUGUGAUAAGUGCUACAGUGAGCUUUACAAACCAGAUGAAGAUGUUGCCAUGGGAACGGGGAGCUCCAGUAGGCCACUGUCUGCUGUUUUCCAGAACAUCCAUCCCACCAGUCUGUGGAGGGGUCGCAAAGGCCAGUUGACUUUUAACCAGGGGAUAGGGCCAGAGGGGGAGAUGAGUGGGACUCUGGAGAGAAGUCGAAACAGUAGGCGGAGCUGGAAGAGCCUGUGGUUCCUUCUGAAAGAUAAAGUGCUGUAUACAUACCCACAGCCUGAGGAGAGAAUUGCGUGUGAGUCUCUUCCUCUGUUGGGUUUUUCGGUGAGGCCAGAAAUUGAAGGAGAGAGCAGUGUGUUUCAGCUCUACCACAAAACAACACUUUACUAUACAUUCAAAGCUCAGGAUACACACACUGCUCAGAGGUGGGUGAGUGCUAUGGAAGAGGCCACAGUCCUGUAGCUGCUGCUGUUUUAGAAGGGCUGUUAUCUCCCUUAAACUAAGACAAAAUCCACACCUGACAAAUGAAGAGUCCUGCAGUGUCAUCACUACUUCAAAUUGAAGCAGUUGUCAGAUUGUAACAGUGCUAGGAGAGCCAAAAAGAAAAACAAACCCGCUUAGUGCUGGUCAUUUAUUAAUGUAGAGAAGCAAUCAUCUGCCUAUAUAACUAUAUAUAUAUAUCUUAUAUAUUGUUACCUUUCUUUUGUUAUCUUUUAUCUUUAUAUUUAUAUGUCAGUUUUUUACAUUUGUACUAAUUAUAUUUUGUAACAGGAACUGCAUACGUAAGCGUAGCUUUUGAUAUUUCUUUUUUUUUUAUAAUUUUAUUUCUAAUUUUUCCCAUUUUCUCCCCAAUUUACACGGCCAAUUACCCAACCCAUUCAUUAGGACUCCCCCAUCACUAGUGAUACCUCAACACACCAGGAGGGUGAAGACUAACACAUGUUUCCUCCGAUACAUGUGAAGUCAACCACCACUUCUUUUCGAGCUGCUGCCGAUGCAGCAUUGCCGAGCAGCCAGCGCGCUUGGAGGAAAGCACAGCGGCUCGGCUCUGGUACAUCAGCUCACAGACGCCCUGUGCUGCAAACAUCACCAUAGGAGUGAUGUGGGGAAAGAGCGCCAUCUACCCACCCAGAGGGAGCAGGGCCAAUUUUGCUCCCUCUAACGCCGGCAGCUUGAUGGCAAAGCUGCAUGAGCUGGGGUUCGAACCGGCGACCUCCUGCUCAUAGUGGCAGCGCUUUAGACCACUGGACCACUCGAUAUUUCUAAUAAAUUAAUAUAAGUGUACCACAUCAAACCAUUUAGAAUGUACAGCACGUCAAAACUUUUAAAUAUGAUACCAUGAAAAUAC